Messenger RNA from Solea solea (common sole), 2791 nucleotides. RefSeq lists its product as uncharacterized. NCBI's taxonomy places the organism in Eukaryota, Metazoa, Chordata, Actinopteri, Pleuronectiformes, Soleidae. The transcript has 4 exons. The record is from RefSeq and is a predicted model, not a curated record. Bases 1404 to 2120 code for a protein of 238 amino acids.
UUAUGUGUAUGCAUAAACAGUAUACGCAUGGAGAAUAGACAAUGCAACAAAGGAGUUUAGAUGAAUUUUGAGGCAUCUUUAAAACUUGGCCAUGGGCAGCAGGGUUUUUAUGUGUUUUCAAAGUUUUAGAUAAAUAACUUGAAAUAGUAACUAAUUCCCCGGCUAAUAGCUUUAUAUCCAAGGUGUUAGAGAACUUCUUCACCUGAGCCUCUCUUUGCUCUUUAAGACUACUUAUAGAAAAAUGACAUUUUACUUGAAUGUAUAACUUCUAAUUACCUUUUUAUUAUUGUACCUUUCUGCUAUUUUUGGUUGCAUACAGCAUGGAUCAGCAAGUAAAUGUGGUCAAGGGCCAAUUUUUUGUAAGCAAUUGGAAUAUUUGGGUCAAAACAUUGUGUCUUUAUCAGGCAAAGUGCCUUCAAGCGUCUUCAGUCAGGAACAAAAACCCACGUUUGCUGCCUUAACCUAACCAUGAUGUGGAUGUUGUCUUUAAUCAGCAGCUUGUUACACACACGUGUGUGAGAUAUGUACUCAUACUGUUAAUACUUAUUGUGCAUCAUUUCAAUUUAAUUUCUUUGAGCCUAACAUGCAAGUAGUUAUAUUAUGGACAUUUACACCCCCAAACCUGGCGGUUCAUGACAACAGCAGUGUUUUAAUUUUUAUGUUUCAAACCAAACAUUGAGCUUAGUAAAACUGUCAAUUCCAGCAACACAAUCUAUUUGGAUAAGUUCAUAUUUUUUCAAAAUAAAAGCUCUGAACUCAUAAACUCGCCUGCUGGGCCAGAUAUUGAUGCUGGUGGGCCAGUUUUGGCCCAUGGGCCACCAAUUGCUGACCAUUGCUUACAGCUUUAUCCUCCACUAUACCGAAUAUCCUUUAUAUAACACCAUAUAUUUGAGUAUGGACUACAUGUAUUUGUAUAAAUGUGAUUUAAAUCUUGAAAAAGGCUUGUAUUUGUCCAUGUGUAUGAAAAGUUAAUUUACCAAUUAUUCAUCAUAUUAAUUUUGUCUGAAUUAACUCUGAAACAUGUGUGAAAGGGUAGUGUUGUACAUGACUUUGCUGCUUGUUUUCUCUGUGUGUGUGCGUGUGUAUACAGGAGCCGUCUCAAGCCAUUUUAAUCCCUCACUUUGUGUCGUUCACUCCCCGUUGAUGAGAUUAGAAGCCGGGCACGUUGCGCCGUGCCGUGCCGUGCUAGCCCACCUGACCUGUCCUGUCCUCUAGUCUGCUGUGGACAGAUCGGGGGGCGGACCCGAAGGAUGUGACGUCGAGCUCGGACUGUACCUUGUACCAUAUCCUUAAACGCCGAUCUUCAACGCUGAUGUUUGGUAGGGAUUAAAAUGAGGAUGAACAUGUGAGUGAGUGAAGUGGACUCAGCAGGUGAACACAAAUAGCAGCAAAGUUCCACAGCCAUGGAUUUGACUUUUGUAUUAUCGGCCGUUAUCUUCACGCUUCUCGCUAUCGUGGUUGCAACGUCGGUGUUCAACGGCUCUUCGUCCGCGGCCGAUUUCGCAAACGGGUUUUUCGGACACAGAGGCAGAGACGGCGCUACCGAAGGAUCCGGUCAACCGAAGCCGAAGCAGAACGGGCAUGUUCCCGAGAAAAAAGAGGAGGCGGAGGCGGUGGAGGACUGGUGUGAGAUCAGCGGCAGCUCACACGACCACUGGGAUGUAGUGAAGUCAGAGGAGGCAAAAUCUCAACUUCAGCCCGAGGAACAUUCCUCCUCCUCCACAUCCAACCUGUUCAUCUCCACGCCUGAAUCUAGGAAACUUAGCUCAGACUCCUCACUGGAGGCCUCGUCAAGGAGGAGCUGUGGGUCGCUUUUUGGGCUCUCUGAUAAGGAGCUCCUAAAGUGUGCUUUCUCUCAUCCCCAGAGUGAAGGAGCCACAGAGAGCCCGGAGAUCGAUGAUAACGAUGCAGAUUCAGACAAUUCCUUAAGAUACAUCCCAGGAAAGGCACGAUCCCACCACUUGCAAAAGAUGAUGUCCAAAGACGAGCUGGAGGAGGAGCAAAGGGUGCAGCGGGAGCAGCUAGCCACCAUCUUCCAGCUGCUGAAAGAGAACAAGGAGACGUUUGGGGACGUGUCAGAGGGAGACAUGGAGGAGCAGCUCAGACUCUACUCCAUCUGAGACUCGUCUCAGCUGUUUGACUUGACUGUGCUCUUUUUACCUGUGACCUCUGGUGAGGGAGCUCAGCCCUCCACUGCACAAACACCAGUUCACAGUAUUUAACACAACUGUUCUCUCUCGCCCCUCAUCUCAUCUUGUAAUAUGACAUGCUGUUUUUGUUUUGUCGUUGAUUUACUUUGUUUGUUUGUUUGUUUUUGCUGUCAUUCAAACUGUAGUAAACUCAUAAGAGACCAAAGAAAAUGCUGGAUCUUUUCCAAGCCAGAGAAGAAUUGUGUUGUUUCCAAAUUGCACAUAUGGACGAAACAAUGUCUAUUACGUUUUAUAUUAUAAAAAAAAAAAAAGGGAUAACAUUUUACUUUGAUAGUCCACUGUUGACUCUCCAUUAGGAUCAGGUCAGUGGACGUACUAUUAACUAACUAUAAGUAGAUUGUGCUUCAAGUGAUGAUCUUCAGAUUCUAACCCUAACCCAUACAAACAUGCCUGUUAAUUACCACGCAACUAUUCCUCUUGUGUCAUCGAAUCAGAAAUAAAGGGACAUCAAAAAAUGUAACUUAUUACUUUUAAACUUUUCUAUAAACCCAGUUUUGUCUUUCAUGUUAUUUGUAACAGGGAAACUGUAAGGCCCUGACACCAGUCUGUUGUGAAAUAAACCACGCUCUGUCGUAUCGUGA